AGUUGAGGAAGAUCGAUUAAAAAAAAAUCACGAUGUCUUGUGGAACCAAAAGGCAGUCGUUUAAAAUUUGUCGAUGUGCGUGCAAAUGGCGAUGCCAAUGCCUAAUUCCACGCUUGAAGAAGCCUGGUGCUCCAUUCGGUACCGGAUCAGAACGCGACGCACACAUUGGAUUACACCCAAAAUUCUACACAAACGAUCCAGUGUCAUCAGUAGCAGUGGGAUCGUACGAUCCUUUGAUUCCUGAAAGCAAAUCCACUGGCAUCAGCUGGAAGAAGGAGUUGGAGUCUGAAGAAUUUUCGAGGACAAUGGGAGAAAGAGUAGAAGAAUAUGCGACACAGAGAUACUUGAUGAAGACAGGACGUGGUCCAGGAACUCACGAAAUACCCCAGUGGCCUGAUAUCAUCCUGAACGAAGCUUGCAAGGCUGUUAGAAGAGACGUUGGAUUUGGAACUGUUGCCCUUUUCCAACCUGCUUGGCCAUCGACUACUCCUGGGCCAGGCGAAUUAUUCGAAAUUAUUUCUUUAUGGAUAUAAGCUGCUCGAUAAAUCUUACUAACGCUCUUGAUUGUUUGUUUCAGGGUAUACAAGGAAGUGUCCUUAUUACUACGUGGACAAAAGAAGACGCGAGGGACAGUCUUGCAUGCCAACUUUUGAAUACGAUGG
This is a messenger RNA of Bombus pascuorum, 662 nucleotides long. RefSeq lists its product as uncharacterized. The record is from RefSeq and is a predicted model, not a curated record. The transcript is spliced from 2 exons. Bases 33 to 533 code for a protein of 166 amino acids. NCBI's taxonomy places the organism in Eukaryota, Metazoa, Arthropoda, Insecta, Hymenoptera, Apidae.